Lytechinus pictus (painted urchin) is the source of this 7605-nucleotide messenger RNA. RefSeq lists its product as uncharacterized. The record is from RefSeq and is a predicted model, not a curated record. The transcript has 6 exons. Lineage: Eukaryota; Metazoa; Echinodermata; Echinoidea; Temnopleuroida; Toxopneustidae. The coding region runs from base 393 to 2015 and encodes 540 amino acids.
UUCAGGUGGAGAACAGACAAAGAUUAUCUGAAUAUCAUACUUGGAGACAUAUAGGGAGGAGUCUGAAGGCAACUGAUUGGGAAUCAUGUGAGUUUGGUGAAACCCUUGAACGCUAUGAUGAGCCCUGCCCCAAUGGAGCAACAAACAUCUUACUAUGCAACCCUGGUCAGCUUAAGAUUGCAGAGUGCAUCGGCCAAGAUGGCGACACGUCAAGAAUCUGUGACCCAUGCCCUCAAAAGUUCUACCAGUCCUACUACAACCGGUGCACCGCAUGUCACCCUUGUUCCGAGUGCGGUGCCAACGAAAGGAUCAGGGAAAAGUGCACCGACGAGACGGACACCGUCUGUGAGAACAUCAUUCCCCCAGACCCUGUCCCUACCAUCCCACCCACCAUGGUACCGAUAAUCUACCCUCCUUCACCUUCACCGACCCCGUCUCCGACCAACGCACCAAGGAUCACCACUGCGGUUAUUGAGAACAAGACAACCAGAGGAGUGACCUAUGGCAUCGACGAUACAACUGAAAAAGUUCCAACUAGUCAGGCUGGAAUAGAAAAGCCACCUCAGUCAUCAUCUAAUGUGAAUACAGAUACAGUCUACAAGGCCCUAGCAAUAGCCGCGUGUGUGAUACUUUUCAUCCUGGUUGUGGUGGAACUUGUUGCUCGUUUUUGCAUAAUUUCCGAGCUAAGAAAGGAGAUCAGAGAACUGAAAGCCCAGCUUAGUGCAUGUACAGAUCCCCGCAAUGAAAAUGCAGAUCCCCGCAAUGAAAUUGCAGAUGCCCGCAAUGAAAUUCAAAUGGAAACUCUUGAUUCAGGAUUACCAAGUAGCCAUCCUGACCUUGAUUCAGAACCAGGAGCCACUCCUGCAGAAUAUGUAAACAUAAAUGGCGCUUGUGGUGGAGAACUGGAUGCUCCUGGGAUGAGUGGUGCAAGUGAGAAUAUUUACCAAGUGGAACUGGGCCAGGGUGAAUACAUGAAUUCUGAAUCACAGAGGACAGGCCUAGAUGAUCCUCCAAAGGAAAGAUUCCUGGUUCAGAGGCAUGCAGACACCGACUCGGAAACUGGGUCCACGCCCAACUGGUCGGAGCGACAGGAAGCUGCACAGGAGGGUGCACAGAGCAACGUGACUGGAAGUAUAGGAAGCUUAGGCUUGGAUGGUAUUAGUACCCCGGGCAGUAGACACCUAAGCUCGUCUGAUUUAGCUAAAGAUGGGGAAGGCAGCGGAGAACAUGAGGAACAAGGUAGUAACGAUAGACUGCAUGAUCGUGGAACAGAUACAGAGUUGCCGGGGGUUAUAGAACCUUGCAGUAGAACAGUCCAUGCUGUUGUACAUUCUCCUGCUGGCAUAGAUGCUUCCGCUGCUCAUCUUGGCAAGGACUUGAGAGGUAGGCCCCCUCCAAAGGAUAAAAACUUUGAUGGUAUUCAGCAGAAAAGCUUUGAAGCUUCUUCGGCUAGUGGUGCAAGUGGCGUCGGAGACUCCGAUGGUUAUCUGACGGGCCCGGAGCUUGAAGAGUCUCCAGACCGUCCAAAACCUCUUCGCUCUGGGGCACCUAGGGAUAAGGAAGGAGGAUUACCUGAAUCUGAUCCCUUGAGGCAACAGCCAACUGGCCCAGAGGUGGGUACCAACAAGAGAGCAAAAAGAAAGAUCAUUUCUAACUUCUGGAAGGGAAGAAAACGGACAAAGAUGGAAGAAUAUGCUCUUGUGCCUCAAGAGGAUUUAUCUAGCAAUGCAGACAAAAUGGUGUCUGAAGGAUUCUUAGAUGACCUUGCGGAUCAUAUUGACCUGAAGACACUGGACAAAUUGUGCAGAGAACUGGGUGUCAAGGAAAAAGAUGUGUCCAACAUGAGGAUCACCCACCAGCAGGAGCAUGGGCGGGAGUUAGCUUUUAAGAUGUUCAUGGAAAUCCGUAGUACAAAUAGCCAAAGUUUUACGUAUAGAUGUACCAUCCGUGCCAUGAGGCAAAGCAAAAAUGGACAUUUGGUGGAAGAUUUCGUUAAGAAGUACAGUUUAAGAUGACAAACUGGGAUGGUUUAGGGUAGUAAGGAAAAAAACUUCUUCCAUUUAUUUCAAUUUGACAUGAUUAAGUGUUCCAUUUUUCCAAAGUGUAUGAUAGUAGUGCUAUUAAAGUUUCAUGUGACAGCUAUAGAAAAACGGUCAGAGAUAAUGAUACAUGGUCAUGUACACUGCUAUUUACCCUUGCUGUAUUAGAGCCAUAUUGUUGUCAGUAUUCUUUGGGAAUUUGAUACCAUUUGGUGCUUACCGGUAUACAAAUAAUUUUAUACAACUCACUGCCUGUGGCUGUACAAAAAUAAUAAUUUAAAGAAAUGCAAAAAAGAAAAAAAAUCAUUGAUAAAGAGGUAAGUUUUUAGCUUAAUCUGAAAUGUUUCAACACUCUUGCUUUUCCGGAUCUCUCGUGGGAGGGAAUUCCAUAGCAAGGGCCCCUCAUGGAUGAAUACACUUUGGAACUGUAAGAAGACCGGAGUCACUGGAGCGUAGAAGCCUAGAUGGUGUGUAGGUGUAAAUGAGAGCAGUCUUGUACCGAGGAGCAGAGCCAUGAACUGAGUGACAUACCAGUAAAAGGAUUUUGAAUUUUAAAAAGUAUUGUUGUACUUUAUAUGGGGAUCCUCAAAUUGGCAAACGUGCUUCAAAAUGGCUGAUUUUGUGGACAACUCUCCACUUGUUUUGUACAAAAUUUUUCAGAUUUUCCUCAUUAUCUUCAAAAUUGCAUCUUGCCUCAUUCUGAGCACAACAUAUGUCAUGGGAAAAUAUAAUUCACAUCACAUACAUCAAGGUCAGGAGGAGAUAAUAUGAAAUAUGUAAAAUAAAGGGGAAAAUCUGAAAAUUUGUGUACAAAACAAAUGGAGAGUUGUCCACAAAAUCAGCCAUUUUGAAGCACAUUUGCCAAUUUGAGGAUCGCCAUAGAAAGUACAACAAGACUAUUUAAACGUCCAUAACUUGCCUAUUUCAUUACCGAUUUGGAUGAAACUUUUUUUUAAAUUGUUCCUCUCAUUUUACUCUUUCCAAUAAGAUUGCUGCUUCUCUUGGGUUUUGGUUUUCCUUAAAGAAAAUGUGGGGUCCCUACACUAGGCUGCAAUUACCAUUUUAUUCUAAGGUGAAGAAUUCUUGUUGCUUGAAGCUGUUUAGUGGGACAAUGAGUUCCUGACUAGUUUCACUUUGUGACAUUUAAUAGUUAUUAUAUAUAUAUUUUUUUCAAUUUUGGGGUCACCAAAUUGUACAACUAGACUCCACAUGAAAGAUGACAACAAUAUAUCUUCAACAAUUACAACUAGGGGCAAAAUGGUCGUAUUGGGGACUUUUUACAAUUUUAUGUUUGAUAUGUAUAUACAUGUGUGUAAAAGCUGUAGAUUUUUUGUGAAAUCUAAUGAGGUGCCUUAAAUUAAUGUCAGUACUCAUCGACAAAAGUGUUCUUAUAUUGAACAAAUAUUUUGGAGUGUGACCAAUAGAUUAUUUUUUUUUUUUUUCAGUCUUUCAACAAUUCUAAAUUAAAAAUUACAAUUAUAAAACAGCAACAGCAGUAUGAAUACAGAACAUGGUCAUAACACACAUCUAUACAUUAGUAAAAUAUAGGAGUGUCUAUCAGCACAGUAGAAUAUAGUUGCUGUACUAUACAAAUUCAUAUUAUGGUUAUUAUUAAAAUAUAAAUGCAUAUACAUGUACAUCAACUUUAGAUGGGUAGAUUUGGGAAUGACAUGAUUUAGUUGUUUUAUUGAUGUAUAUAUAUGAAGAAAAUAUUUCUAAAUUAUUUUAAGUUUCAAAAUUGAUAAAAAAAUAAUUCUUUCAAAGUGAUACGAUCAUUUCGAAACCCGUGACUUAAUACCUGUUAAAUGUCUGAAUAUGUACAGUAUUUAACUUUUUUUUCCAUUUACAAUGAUAAUCAAGGCUCGAUAGGUUCACGAAAAUCAUCAAUUUCAUAUUCUUUGUGGCCCUAGAACAAUAGAAAACAUUACAAUUUAUCAAAACUUUGGUAGCCCGACUGGGCCACCAAGCGUGGGCUUUUACAGAAUUUUGGUGGCCCGACUCUCAUUUUUGGUUGCCCCGGGCCACUGCUAAUGUCGAGCCCUGUGAUAAUGAUAUAAUAUACUGUAAUGCAAGGUUUCAAGAGAGUGAAGAAUGAGCAAAUGUAUUCAUAUGUAUUAAAAUGUCAGAUCCACCAGAACUACAAGUUAGUUUGAGAAAAUUAGAAUGAGAAUAACUCACAAAAAAAGAGAAGAAAAUCAGAUGAAUAAGAAAAUAGCAAUGCAUGUAAAGUUUUACAUUUUUCUUGUCAUUUUGCCUCCGACGAAGAUUCUGCUAGGAUCGAAAGCUUAGGCCCCUUUUGACUCUCUAAUUUUUCUUGUCAAACAUCAAUAUACAUAGGCUUAUCAGACUUGAAGCUAUGCAAUUGAAAGGGCUGAGGAUGCCAUGCGCUUGAUUUCAUUUUUGUAUUUAUCAUAAAUGACAUUGCAAAUAUUUUUUUUUUUCAAAUUUGUCAUUCAUGCAAAACAUAAAUUCUGAUGGUGGCAGCAGUAGCAUGAUUGAAAUCUUAUUCUUGGGUCAAAUUCAGAAAUGAUUUUGUGAUUUUAAACUUUAAUGUCCUACAUGUAUUUCAUGAAACUUGACAGGAAUUUCAGGUCACAGUAUUAGGAUCAUAGGUCAUUUGAGGUCAACGAACUUGGACCUUCUUGUAUAUUCAGCCAAAAAAACUUAAACCAUAGCAUUUUUGUUAAAAAUUUCAAAAAUUUCUGGUUAAUAAACUUGAAAGAACAGUUACAAUUUUCAAAAUUGAAUGAAAUUUAUUGAAAACUUGUAAAUUAUAUCUUAAAUGGCAUAGGGUUUAUCAGGUAAAUAUUUUAUUUUACAUUUCAAGCACAAAAAAAUUACACUAUGUUAUGCUCUUGAGACCGUCAACUGCUUUCCAAUAUGUUAAUUACUGGAGUCAACCAUGUUUAUGACUUUUUAUCAACUAACAAUGAAAAUGUUCUAAAUGUUAUGUAACAAAUGUGCAAGAAAUAGUGAUUAUGGGAUAUUAUAAGUGCAUGUCAUUUGUGUUUUAUUUUUUUCUAGAUUUUUUUUUUCAAAUCAAUCUUCUAAUUUGGUGGAUCUUGACAUUAAUUUUACCUCUGCCAAAAACUCCAAUCCAUCCUUUUUAUAACAAAUGUAAAAAUGAGAGUAUAUUUCAUAUACAAUUGUGGUGCACAGCUUUUCUACUUUUUACUGCUUUGUGAUAUUCAAAUAUGCAUCUGUGUAGAUUUAUGUCAUUGUGAUAUAAAAGUAUAACUAUCAUUUUCAAGAUAGAUAAAUAGAUAAAGAGUUUGGAAGUUAAUUUGAGAUGUUUUGAAGAGUUAAUUUUUAUAAAUUUAAUCUGUCUUCUCAAAAAGAAAAAAAAAAGAAAAAUUGAGCAGAAUUAUAUUCUUUAGCUGUUUCUUAGAAAUAAAUGCAUCAAUAAACACUUGUUGGCCACAGAUAAUUUUGGCCUCUUCAUGUGCAUAAAAGAAAAAUACCAGAUGUGGUAAUGAUCUCAAAAUUAUCGAUUUUGAGCUAAUUGAUUUCAUGAUUUUACAAAAAUAUGUUUACAUUAAUGUUCCAGAUAUACAUGUAGAUAUAUGAAAAUAUUUUGACAAUUAACCUUGAUUUAAAAGACUUUCUCAUGAAAUAAUUGUUUGCUGCAACUACUGUCUUUUUACUUUAAUGUCAAGUUCAGGAAAUGACAUCACCAUUGUUCUAGCAUAAGUUUCAGGGGCUGUAGAACUUGUGGGGGGGGGGUGAAUUGGCUUCAGCCCCCCUUUCAGCUCCGAUUCAGCCCCCAUUUUAGUAUUAAAAAAUGCCAUCUUAUUGUGAUGCUUUGGAUAGACAGUGCUACCCCUCUUUCAAAAUCAUUCCGCUGUCCCUGAGGUUGUCUUUCUCAGCAGAGCUAGUGUAUUGCUAAAAAGCGCUUUGUAUAAUGUGUGACUUUGUGAGCAAACGCUUUAUAUUUGUAAUUAAGUAUAGGUGAUUAAGUAAUUGAUUGAUUAGUUUAAAGCAAGUCAGUUUGGUAAAUAGCGACUAGAAAUUAAAAUCGUUUUGUUUGGUAAAAAUGUUUACAACAAAUACAACCAAUAUUGUGUUUGUAUUGUCUGUCUUUCCCUUAAAAGUGAAAAUUGGUUAUCGAAAUCCUUGCCAUUUGAUAAUUGACAAUAACGUUGAUCAACAUGCCCUUAUGACAAAAUAUUGCACAAUUUUUCAUGUUACAGUAUGUGUGAAAUUGCUUUUGAUGUUAAUGUAAACUUAUCAACAGUACUUUUAAUUGCUUUAUUCUAUGUAGGUCUAUAUGUGAAUCAGUACUUGUAAAUUGUGUGAAUAUUUUUUCAAGUAUUCCAUUCCCAUAAUAUUCUGCCUGUGUAUAUAUAUCUUUUCAUGAGUAUUUUGUAUUCAAUGCUGAGAUGGAAUUGCCCAAUCUUUUUUUUUUUUACUUGAAAUUUGAAACUAUUCAUAUAUCUUUUCAUGAGUAUUUUGUAUUCAAUGCUGAGAUGGAAUUGCCCAAUCUUUUUUUUUUUUACUUGAAAUUUGAAACUAUUCAAUCUUGUGAGUGAUUCUCAGAAAAGAGGUUUUUGUACAUGAAUUGUAUCAUGAUGACAUGGUUCGGAGUAUGAAUCUCGAAUCUGCUUGUCAGUAUUUUUGUAAAGUCAAGUGCACCUUUUCAAACAGCUCGUAGAGAACCCUCUUCUCCCUGUGAGUUGAUCACAGCCCUUAUUAUCUUCCCCCCUCCAUCUCCCCUUCCCUCUCCCCCUACCUCCCUUCCUUAUGUGAGUUGAUAACAACCCUCUUUAUCUCCCCUUCUCUCUUCCCUCUCCCUGUGUGAGUUGAUAACAACCCUCUUUAUCUUCCCUUCUCUUCCCUUCCUCCCCCUCCCUCUCUUCACACCCCUCGCUGUGUGAAUUGAUCACAGCCCUCUUUACCUCCCCUUCUCUUCCCUUCCUCCCCCUCUCUCCCCACCCCUCCCUGUGUGAGUUGAUCACAGCCCUUUUUAUUUCCCCUUCUCUUCCCCCCCCACCUCCCCUUCCCUCUCUUCACACCCCUCCCUGUGUGAGGUGAUCACAGCCCUUUUUAUCUCCCCUUCUCUUUUUCUGCAUCUCCCCUCCCUGUGUGAGUUGAUCACAGCCCUCCGAUCUCCCCUUCUCUUCCACCUCCCCUUCCCUCUCCCCACCCCUCCCUGUGUGAGUUUAUCAUAGCCCUCUUUAUCUCCCCUUCUCUUCCCCUCCAUCUCCCCUUCCCUUCCCUCUCCUCCCCCUGUGUGUGUUGAUCACAACUCAAUAGGAAGCUGUUCUGUGUGGCUCCACACCUUGAUAAAAGAUAGAAUGUGAAAGAUAAUUUUCCUUAAAAGGUCUAGUAAUAGUAACCAUAGCGUCAAAUGUCAGAGCAAACAGAAAAAAUGGAUCUCUGUCAAAUAUCUCUUUGGACCAUGAAAAUCUAUUUCACUGGAAAAGAGAAAAAUUACCUAAUCCAUUUACUUUGUGUAUUCUGGGGCUGGUAACACAAGACCUUGGCAAUCAUCGUAGAACACUUGUUACGAUUGAUUACAAUAUUGUAGAAAUCAAGUGUCAGAUUGUCAGCCAUAGUGUUCCAGGGC